Molecule: messenger RNA, 5913 nt
Organism: Scleropages formosus (Asian bonytongue)
Lineage: Eukaryota; Metazoa; Chordata; Actinopteri; Osteoglossiformes; Osteoglossidae
Gene: araf
Product: A-Raf proto-oncogene, serine/threonine kinase
Exons: 16
Coding region: 88-1971 (627 amino acids)
Biological process (GO): protein phosphorylation; MAPK cascade
Cellular component (GO): cytosol; mitochondrion
Molecular function (GO): MAP kinase kinase kinase activity; ATP binding
Source: RefSeq, a predicted model, not a curated record
AUUCUUGCCUCGUUCUUCGGGCCGAGAGUAUUCAAGAUGGCUGCCUCAGUUUUCAGUUGAGGGUCCAUGUCCCUGCCCCCACUGUGAAUGAAGCUGUCCAGCAACUCCAGUGUGUCAGCACGGCCCCCGCCUCUCAUCUUGCCUCCCAUCAUGUCCUCUUCUUCGUCCUGCUCCUCUUCUCUGGAGACCAGUCCGGAGGACACUCCCCGAGGGGGCGGUACCAUCCGCGUCUACCUCCCCAACAAGCAGCGCACUGUGGUGAACGUCCGCCCUGGGCAGACAGUCCAUGACAGCCUGGAUAAGGCCCUAAAGGUGCGAGGUCUGUACCAGGAGUGCUGUGCGGUGUUCCGCCUCCUCGAGGGUCGCAAGCGGCUGACAGACUGGAGCACAGACAUCACACCACUGGUCGGGGAGGAGCUGUUGGUGGAGGUCCUGGAUGAUGUCCCGCUGACCAUGCACAACUUUGUACGCAAGACCUUCCUCAAGUUGGCCUACUGUGACUUCUGCCACAAGUUCCUCUUCAAUGGCUUCCGCUGCCAGACCUGCGGCUACAAAUUCCACCAGCACUGUAGCAGCAAAGUCCCCACUGUGUGUUUGGACUUGAACAAAGAGGGUUUGCCAAACCCUGGCACAGAUGAGUACCCUCCGAUCCCUACACUGAUACCAGAUACCUCCAUAUCCCAGAGUGACAUGGCCUUAACCCCAGAGCCUUUUGGGCCAGGACUUCUCUCCCCUCCAUUGGACUUCCACUUCCCCCUCCCGGGCUCUGACGGCCAGUCCCUCCAGCGGCACCGUUCCACGUCAACUCCCAACGUCCACAUUGUCAGUACAGUGGGACCGGCUGGGACUGGAGCCAUCGAGGAAGCAUUAAAAAUAAACAACACAAUUGGACUGGAGCCGUCACCAAAUCCCUCAACCAGCCCCCUUUUGCUGGGCUCACCAGGAAGGCGGCCCCCCAAGUCCCCUUCAGAGCACAAGGAGCGCAAGUCUUCGUCCUCAGAUGACAAGAAAAAAGUGCACCGCGGGGGUAACCGUGACUCCAGCUACUACUGGGAGGUGCACCCGAGCGAGGUGACUAUGCUGAAGCGCAUUGGUGCUGGCUCCUUUGGCACUGUUUUCAAGGGCAAGUGGCAUGGCGAUGUGGCUGUGAAGAUCCUGAAGGUGACAGACCCGACCCCCGAGCAGCUGCAGGCCUUCAAGAACGAGAUGCAGGUCCUCAGGAAGACGCGCCAUGUGAACAUCCUGCUGUUCAUGGGUUUCAUGACCAAGCCCAACUUUGCCAUCAUCACACAGUGGUGCGAGGGCUCCAGCCUGUACCGUCACCUGCACGUCACCGAGACUAAGUUUGACACAAUGCGCCGUAUUGAUGUGGCACGCCAGACUGCUCAGGGCAUGGACUACCUACAUGCCAAAAACAUCAUACACCGAGAUCUGAAAUCGAACAAUAUUUUCCUCCAUGAAGGAUGGACAGUGAAGAUUGGCGACUUUGGUUUGGCAACGGUCAAAUCACGCUGGAGUGGCUCGCAGCAGGUGGAGCAGCCAAGUGGCUCAAUCCUGUGGAUGGCCCCAGAAGUGAUCCGCAUGCAGGAUAGCAACCCCUACACCUUCCAGUCCGAUGUGUAUGGGUACGGUGUGGUGUUGUAUGAGCUGAUGUCUGGAACACUACCUUACUCUAACAUCAACAACCGGGACCAGAUAAUCUUCAUGGUGGGGCGUGGCUACUUAUCUCCUGACCUCAGCAAGUUGUACAGCAACUCUCCAAAAGCCAUGAAAAGGCUCAUCAUUGACUGCCUCAAGUUCAAAUGGGAGGAGCGGCCCCUCUUUCCACAGAUCCUGGUAAGCAUCGAGCAGGUGCAGGACCUGAUGCCGAAGAUCGAGCGCAGUGCCUCGGAGCCAUCCCUGCACCGUGCUGUGCACGCCGAGGACCUCAACCCCCUUCUCUUCCACACCACCCGGCUGAUGCCACUGUGAUGCUGCUGCUCUCCACUGGGAGCGGCUUCCCAGGAUGUGGUCCCGUCCUCAGACCUGCUGCUCCAUUCUUCACUUCCUGGAGGAUGGUAGAGGUCCACACUUCACAUACCACGUACAUGACGGACCUCCACCACUGUUGUGAACAUCAGCUGACUCCCAAGAGCCACGGAGAGGCACGGAAGAGUAAAGCGCUUAAUGCAGAAUAAACACCCUUCUUACGUCCUGCCCUGUAGGUUCAUAAUCCACCGUGGGUAGGAUGCAUGUAUGCCAUCCUGUGAUGGCACCAUGCAGCCCAAACCUUUGUUUCUUAGCGGAUUUCAAAAGGAAAUGGACAUUUUGAAAAGGCCUUGUUCAGCUCGACUACAAAGCAAAAGAAGCUGCUUGCGCCUCACUGUUUUGUUUGUUUUGUAUUUUGUUAAAGAGACCUUGGUCAUUUUUCUUUAGUUUUAUAAUGUCCGCUGCAGAUGACAUACUGGAUUACGUCACCUGAGUUACAGUUUGCAGUUUCAGUUCCCUUUAACAAGACAUACUGAAAUACAAAGAGCCCAUUUGAAAAAUACCAGUAGUCAUGAAUGUUGACAGUUAAAUUUAUAGAAAUACCAACAAAUAUCAAACGAAGAUCUACCACCGCAUCACAUAAAAGUUACUUGUAAGAUGAUGUGCUUCAUGCAGUGUAUUGGCACAGUUUAGUGUACUCCAGUAGUACCUCUCUUUAAGGCUUGAAACAGGACACCAGGUGACUUCUGGUCCAUUUCCCCUUGUUGGGAUGCACACCUGGUGUGCAAUCCUUAGCUGCCUUUUGGUUUCUCACUGAGGCUCCACUGCCUCAUUCACCUUCCCUGGAGAAGGACAUUUCCACAAAGUCCUGGGGAGUGCUGGCAUUGCUGAGUCAUCUGACACCAUCCUGGCAUGGUGUAAGUUCUGCCUGUAACCAUGGCAGCUCACUGUGUGUUUGCACUGACACUUCCAGGCAUGCAGAUGUCCAGUGUUGGAACAGGUGUUUUAAUAGGUCAUUUUAUUUUAAUUUAUUGCUCAUACCGAAGAAGAGCAGCCCCAGAAACAAUGCGAGCAUUACCUGUUAGAACCUGCAGUGGAUUUUUUUUUGUGCUGGGGUUAGUCAGCCCCAUGAAUGAUGGUCUGGUAUCAAGGGACCAGGCGCUGUAGUUUGCCUAUUCCCGUUGUUGUAAGCAAGCUCGUGUGGCUUUCUUGGUUUGUACUGCUGUGAUUUGAGAGACUCUAAAGUUGUUGCUCUUUAAAUUUAUUUUCAUCUUGUUAUUGUUUGUGUUCUCCACCAUUCCGAAGGGCUCCAGUGGCUUUUACACACGGCUGGACCUAUAGCUAAGCCCGUUGUUAUUUUACACGACACUGGCUGUAUGGUGUUGGCUGUUUUGGGCCAAAAGCACAGUGGUGUUGAAUGGAAAAGUUCUCUAUGAUUUGCCAUCCUGCAAGUACCACUAAGGUCCUGGGGGGCGCUCAUGCUGCAGAUAGACUAUAUAGUGGAUUUCAACAUUUACAUAGUUGUGAAAUUGUUUAGGCCAGGAACAGUUACCAAGUAUAUGGCUCCUUUUUAAAUAUCUGUGUAACUUUAUUCUUGAAAAAAGUUGAUUUACUGUCCCUUUCAGAAUGGUUGAGCCCUGGCUGUUUGGGAACCCAGGGUACGGGACCCACGACAAGGUCCGUGAAUGCUUUACAUCACAGGAUGCCCAACAGAAAAUGUCCAAAUUCCUCUUUCUACCUGGACUUGAUCUCUCAGCACUCUAUGGUGGCCACAUCGUUCCCGCAAGAGACUGUGGCCACAUGUGACUCUGGGGCUCAUUCUAUGCAGAAAAGAGCUGAGAUGUGACACUUUCUGUCCACUUGACAUGUUUUCCUUAUCAUGUGUAAGUAUAUGGCUUAGCAGUGUGGUUUUGAGAAACUGAACAUAAGACAUCUUUAGCUGGUCGUGGGUUACAGGUGGUGUAGCGCAGGGCAAUGAUGCCGUUGUGCAGGGUUUGUGGUGGGACACACAGCUCUUGCAGACAACCUUUGCCCAGGUGGGUUCAGCAGGGUCUUUGCUGUGCACGUUGUAGUGUUACUGUGAAUGUCAAGCUGCGUAAUCCUUGAUGCGCCUCAUUUUGCACACAGCACUGUCUGUCAUCAUUAGUGGUUUAGUAACAGAUAUAACUGACUGCUUUUCUAAACUGUACAUUAUCUGAAUUGUGAGAUUUUUAGUUCUUGACAAGGGGCUGGAUAACCCUCUUUCUUUUAGUGACUCACUGUGGUAUGGUUUAGUCUGUUCUACGGGUUUGCUAACUAAUGGUAUAGCAUACACUUCCCUUUUUUAUUUAUUUGUGGUAUCAGGUUCUGCAAAUCUGGAUUUAUUUAUGAUGUGCUCCGGCUCCUCAUUUUACGAUUGGUCAAGUUACAAAUUGUCAUUGAUAAAAGCAUUCUCCGGCAGUUUUUAAUUGUCUUGUCUAAUAUAAAAUUUGUCUGUAGCAGAGUGAACGUGACCUGUUCUCGUUUCAAUUCAAUUAUAUUUCCAACCAAUAGAUGGCAGUAACCAAAUGUUCAGCACUGAAUUGAAAAGUUGUCAUGCACAGUAUAUUUUUUUAGUGAAUAAACUGAGGGGUAUUAAGGUUUUGAUUGUAAAUUAGAGCAAAAAUUGACUUGGAGGCCACAAAAGCAACAAAUGACAGACUUCAAGUCCCAGUUGUAUUUGUAAGGUGAGGAGCCAAUGUAUUUCUGAAAUAUCAGAAUGGAUUUUUUAAUAAUAGAAAAUUACUUCUGGUGUUUUUUGGAAAUUGUACCUUUGUCCCCUGGUGAUUACUCAAGUUCAGCAACCUGGCUGAAAGGCAGUGGUGUCGGUCAUGGUGGACACCUGAAAGAGGACCAAAGUGAACUCGCUGUGGGAUUCACAGAUAAUAAACGUCACCUGAGGAGAAAGAUGUUCACUUGUGUUCUAGAGGCCAUAUAGCCAUACAUCCCUUUUUUGGAGUCAUCCCCCCUUUCCUGUGAAAUCCCUCUGUGUUAAAAGGGGACAGAUGGUGCAUGCAGUUAUGCAGUUCAUGGCUACAUCUUGGGGUGCUUGCACUUCACAUCAGUUUGUUAAUGGCUUUCAUCUAAAGUCACAUCGUUAUAGGGCCAUCAGAUUUGUGAUGACACUUUUUUUAAUGGAUGUAGUUUGUGUUCUCUGCUUUUUCCACCUUACAGGCCCAAGAUAGCAACUGCACUUGUGUUGCUAUGGGUGUUGGACUCUGUAUCAAUCAAAGAAGUCCAGCUAGAUGCAUCACCCAGUAAAAUAAAUCCUGAACCAAGUUCACCGGUCAUGCAGUCAGUCUCAUUUACCAACUCUGUUUUUUUUUUUUUUUUUGCUCUUAAAACAAUUUUGUAUUUUUAUUAACUAUUUAUUUGGGGCUUUUAAAACUAAAAGUAAAUCAUUGUCAUUAAUCAAAUAUAAUUUUUAUUAAAUGUUAGUCAGGUUUAAAUUUUUAGUCUUCACAGUGCAUACAGCAGCCUAUUUCUCAGAAGCCCUUGAGGUGAAGCACACCACACUUGUGGAUCUCACUUUUGGGCCUUCUGUUUACUAGUGGAGUUCCAUAACUGUGACCCAGACAUUGUAGUGGUGGUGGUGGUGUUGGUGGUGGUAGUGGUUGGUGGUGGUCAUGGUGCUGACGGGCUGCAUGGAGGGGGACUCCCCUAGAGUACAACAUCCCAUGGAAGCAGUCGAAGAUGGCCUUAUUGGAUCGGCUCCCCUCGGCCAUUUGUCGAACUGGACAAGUAGUCACUGAGCUGACCGAUAUGUCACAGUAGUGAGUCCCAAAUAUCUUUACCAUAGUAGCUCACAGCAAUUGUACAGUAUCGGAGGAGGGAUCUGGGCUUGUAUGUUGGCAAUACAAAAGGUAUAUCCUAAUGUGUACAGUUACAUUUUUUAAUGUAAAAAAAAAACUUGUUUCUAUUUUUGUG